UACAUUUUGUGUGUGUACAAAGGAUUUGAAGAAAUUAUGAUGUUCCAGUGAUAUAUAUCGUAAUAGGUCAAUUAUGUCCUUGAAUUUUGCUGUUGAAAUUUGUCUGACAUUUUUAUAUACUGAUGUCAAUACAGUAUUUUUGAACUUUCUUGAUCUACCCUGAUGUGAUAAUAAAUUCAGGACAUUUAAAUGUUCAUUCUCAUUCUCAUUGAUAUCUUAUAGAAAAAUUGAUACAGUUCAUUUCUGACAAAACACAUCCAACAUAUUGUUAACCAGUUUAUUGAUUCUUCAUCAGAAUUCAUUAUUUUGUUAAUACAAAAUUUUCUUGUUUCAUUUUAUUUACAAUAAAGUAUUAUGAUAUUUACUCGAAAUAUAAGCAACCUCAAAUGCUUUAUUGAUAAAUAACAUAAAGUUUUACAAUAACCACGUGUAACCAGAAAAUAAUGGAGUUAGGCUAAUUUCAAAAUAGGCGGCCCAUAUAGUAAUAAUAAUAAUAAUAAUAAUAAUAAUAACAAGAACACACAUGACAAAGUCACUAAAACUACACCCGAAAUCAUGUGUAGAAAGAUUAACAAUAAGUAGAGAAGAAGGUGGUAGGGGAAUAACGGACAUAAAAGCGUUACACAAUAGACAAAUAAAAAACUUACGUAAAUACUUUCACACAAAAGAGACACAACUACAUAAAGCAAUAACGAAAACCGAUAAAAACCACACACCACUAAAUCUAUCGACAAGCAAUACAGACAUAGAUAACUAUAACAACAUAGACCAUACACAAAGCAAAAUAAACGCAUGGGCCACAAAACAAUUACACGGAAAACACUACUACACCACUACAGACGAAAAUAUAAACAACAACGACACAUACGAAUGGCUAAAAAAAGGAAACCUCUUCCCAGAAACCGAAGGAUUCCUAAUUGCAAUACAAGAUCAGAAAUGCAAAUUAGUACCCGAAACAAUAGAACACAUAACAGGGGGUUGUAAAAUACUAGCAAACACCGAAUAUACGGAAAGACACAACUCCGCAGCAAAAAUCAUAAAUAAAGCAAUAGUGAACAAAUACAAACUGGAGAACACUACAACACCAUACUACAAAUACACACCAACUACAAUAAUAGAUAACGAAAAGUACAAACUAUACUGGGACACAACAUUACACACAGACAAAACAGUAAAAUACAACAGACCGGACAUCACAUUUACAAACAAAGAAGACAAGACAACAUACCUAAUAGACAUCUCAGUACCAAACGACAUCAACAUUACACAGAAAUACAGAGAAAAAAUAGAAAAAUACACACCACUUGCACAAGAAAUACACAGAAUAUGGAAACAAAAAAAGGUACACAUCAUCCCUUUCAUCAUAUCAGCAACAGGCAUUACACCGAAUAAUUUUAAAUCACAUCUCACACAACUACAACUAGACCCAAACAUACACCAAGAAAUACAAAAGACGGUUAUAUUAAAAACAUGCAACAUAACAAGAGCCUUCGUAAAUUCUGAAGAUUAAAGCUGUCAAACCUGGCAAAAGGCCUGUCUGACACGCUAAUAUGCCCUAGAAAUCGGAGAGAAAUAAUUAAAUAAUAAUAAUAAUAAUAAUAA
This is a messenger RNA of Polistes dominula (European paper wasp), 1602 nucleotides long. RefSeq lists its product as uncharacterized. Lineage: Eukaryota; Metazoa; Arthropoda; Insecta; Hymenoptera; Vespidae. The record is from RefSeq and is a predicted model, not a curated record.